This is a messenger RNA of Eublepharis macularius, 2261 nucleotides long. It is a transcript of the gene ARRDC2, whose product is annotated as arrestin domain containing 2. NCBI's taxonomy places the organism in Eukaryota, Metazoa, Chordata, Lepidosauria, Squamata, Eublepharidae. Gene Ontology annotation, cellular component: cytoplasm; plasma membrane. The record is from RefSeq and is a predicted model, not a curated record. Gene Ontology annotation, biological process: protein transport. The coding region runs from base 9 to 1232 and encodes 407 amino acids. The transcript is spliced from 8 exons.
CCGCAGCCAUGCUUUUCGACCGGCUCAAGCGCUUCUGCGUGCAGCUCGACUGCCCAGAGGUGGCGGCGCCGCCGGUCUUCAGCUCGGGCGAGAGCGUGGCCGGCCGCGUGGUACUGGAGCUGUCGGGCGAGGCGCGCCUGGGUGCCCUCCACCUGCACGCCUACGGCUGCGCCAAGGUCCACUGGACCGAGUCCCGCUCGGCCGGCUCCAGCACCGCCUACACGCAGAGCUUCGGCGACCAGGUGGAGUUCCUCAGCCUCCGCCAGGUCCUGCUCGCCCCGCCAGACAGCGGAGGCGUGACAGUCCUGCCGGCCGGCCGCCACGAAUUCCCCUUCGCCUUCCAGCUGCCCGAGGCUCUGGCCACCUCCUUCGAGGGGAAGCACGGGAGCGUCCGCUACUGGGUGAAGGCCAAGCUGCACCGGCCCUGGGCCACCGUCCGCAGAGCCCGGAAGGAGUUCACCGUGCUGGAGCCCAUCGACAUCAACACGCCGGCCCUGCUGGCUCCUCAGGCUGGUGCCAAAGAGAAACCGGCUCGUGCCUGGUAUCGCAACCGGGGGCAGGUUUCGGUCUCUGCCAAGAUCGAUCGGAAAGGCUACACACCAGGUGAAGUCAUCCCCAUUUUUGCUGAAAUUGAUAACUGCACCACUCGCUCAGUGGUCCCCAAGGCGGCCAUCAUACAGACGCAGACGUUCAUUGCUCGGGGUACCAAGAAGCAGAAGAAGUCAGUUGUGGCAAGCAUCGUGGGUGACCCCAUCGCAGCAGGCAAGCGUGAAGUGUGGCACGGGCGUGCGCUCAAGAUCCCUCCCGUAGGGCCCUCCAUCCUGCAGUGCCGUAUCAUCCAUGUGGAGUAUGUGCUCAAGGUCUGUGUUGACAUUCCUGGGACUUCUAAACUGCUCCUGGAGCUGCCACUGGUGAUUGGGACAAUCCCACUGCAUCCGUUUGGCAGCCGCACAUCCAGCGUUAGCAGCCAGUACAGCAUCAAUCUGGAUUGGCUCCGGAUGGGCAUCCCUGAACAGCCCGAGGCUCCACCAGCUUACUCCUCUGUGGUCACCAGCGAAGAGCCUAUUGAGAACCUGCCCCGUCCUUGCCAGGAUGAGGCCACCAGUGUCUUUGAAGGGCCAUUCUUUGCCUACAUCCAGGAAUUUCGCUACCGGCCUCCCCCUCUCUAUUCAGAGGUGGAUCCUAAUCCUCCCUCCGAUAGCUCCGUCCGCCCACGCUGCAUGACAUGCUGAAGGAAACCUUGUCAGACUUGCCAUUCUGUGACGGGGGCUUUGCUCAGAGCAUUCAGCACGGGGUGCUCCACGGAGGAGCUGGCUGGUGUUCCUCUGGACCCGGUUGGUGUUGGUGAUGGAGGAAGGAGAGAGACAGCUCUCUCUUCCGUUGUGCACUGUGGAGCCACUCUAGCCUGCAGCGAGACGGCUCGGUCCCUUGGGCGCCACGUGCGUCUUGAAGAAGGAAGCUGCCUUCUUGCCUUCAGAGAGGAAGAUUCCUGUACUCGGACAAAGUGACCACCUCAGCAUUGCUGGUUGUGUUUCGGACCACCCAGUGCUCUAAGGAUUGGCCAGGCCUGCAGCAUCCACUGGGCAGGGGCAUUUUGGAGAAGCAGCUCUGCCAUGAUUCAAAGGGUGGUGGAGUUAGGUUGUUCCUCACUCCGCCACAGGUUUGUAAACCAAACAGCAGUGGUUGCUGAUAACUGCACUAGCUGGAUGGCAGGAUCGGGUGGCUGCAGCCGGGGCUUGACUGGCAACUUCACUUAUCCGUUGUCUUGAGUAUGGAAGACUACCUCUGUGAGGUGAAGAGAUGGAUUUUCUAUUGAGACGUGUGCAGCUGUGGACAAGCCUUGCUGGGACUGUAUACAGAAGCUCUGCUGUCCUCAAAACCUUGUCCUGGGCAUCUAGCAGUUCACGAGAGGGGAAAGUGGGAAUAAGCAGUUUGCAUGGGAGGUUCCUUGCAGUAUACUUCUGCCUUUUGUAGGACAGAUCAGAAUUAGACCCUAAAUCUGUCUGGUGGAGGGGGGAGCACACUCAAAGAUGCAUUCCACAAAUGAAAAACUUUCCAAAUCUGCUCAGCUGCAAGAUUGCUAAGAUUUUCCCUACACUGAGCCACUGGCGUAUACUCUGGUUUUGAUGCACUUCUUAAAUUAUAUAUUUUUAGAUUGCUGUUUUAUAAUUUUCAUAAACUGUGUUUGAAGAGACAAAGCUUAUUUUGUGCGUGCCUGUAUUUUUGCUUUUCUACAAACGACAAUAAACUUAUGAAACUUC